AACAAUCUUCACCACACUCAAAACCAAAACCAAAUCUUCCAAUACACACUUAUUUUCCAAAACAUGUCUGGUCGGGGAAAGGGCGGAAAGGGUCUCGGAAAGGGUGGAGCUAAACGACACCGAAAAGUCCUCCGCGACAACAUUCAGGGAAUAACAAAGCCGGCUAUUCGAAGGUUGGCGAGAAGAGGUGGAGUCAAGAGAAUUAGCGGGUUGAUUUAUGAGGAAACGCGUGGUGUUUUGAAGAUAUUUUUGGAGAAUGUGAUUCGUGAUGCGGUUACUUACACCGAGCAUGCUCGUAGGAAAACGGUUACUGCUAUGGAUGUUGUGUAUGCUCUUAAGAGGCAGGGGCGAACUUUGUAUGGCUUUGGUGGCUAAUUUUUUUUUUUUUUUUUUGAUUAGUUUGUUAAAUGGAUUGUAAGGUUUUACGUGUUUGAAUGAAAUGUUUGAUUAUGGUAAACUGGGUUUUAUUGUUGUU
Messenger RNA from Helianthus annuus (common sunflower), 475 nucleotides. Its product is annotated as histone H4. The coding region runs from base 64 to 375 and encodes 103 amino acids. Lineage: Eukaryota; Viridiplantae; Streptophyta; Magnoliopsida; Asterales; Asteraceae. Gene Ontology annotation, biological process: nucleosome assembly. The record is from RefSeq and is a predicted model, not a curated record. The transcript has a single exon. Gene Ontology annotation, molecular function: protein heterodimerization activity; DNA binding; structural constituent of chromatin. Gene Ontology annotation, cellular component: nucleosome.